Molecule: messenger RNA, 787 nt
Organism: Sinocyclocheilus grahami
Lineage: Eukaryota; Metazoa; Chordata; Actinopteri; Cypriniformes; Cyprinidae
Product: transmembrane protein 248-like
Exons: 6
Coding region: 141-704 (187 amino acids)
Source: RefSeq, a predicted model, not a curated record
CCCACCUGUACGGAAGUUGCUUGCGUUGCAAUCUAUCAAUGUUUACAUGACAAACUACACUUCAGCCUGCUCAGUGAAACGUCUCUACGCGCUAAUUAAAUGAACGCAAUUAAAAGUGGUGUCUUUACUCCUGGUGCAUUAUGGGUCAGUGGAGGCCUGUGUCUAACCUGAGAGCUCAGGUAUCUCGACACCCUCCUGCGGUUGUGUUCUUCCUCAGUCUGCUAAUCCUCUCCAUAACUUUCGUCUGCAUUGGACUUUACUCUCAGAAUCACGACAUCAAGAACCCUGACAUAAGUGUAGACUGGAACCGGGUUCUGGGUUCUAUCGCUGGAUUUAAGUUCUGCACACAUCUGAACGACACAGAUGCACCGCUGGAGGAAGACUCUCCUCGAAUGGUGGAGCAUUCAGAUAGGACAAAUAUUUCCACGAGCAGCGCUCAUGUUUCCUUACUGGUGCCGCUGGCGUUUACAGGGGACGUCCCAGAUAAUACUGCCAUCAGUGCCACUAUGUUGGGCAGCCAGAUGGGCAUGAAAGAACCACAGAUGCCAGAUGAAAAAGCCUUGUGCAGGUAUCACCUGUUGCUGGUUAGUGUUGCGCUGAUGGUUAUCUGUGUCCUCAUGAGUCUCUGUGGAACUUUUUCUUCACAUUCGCCACGUUCUUUCCAGGGGAAUGACCUUCAAAAGGAAUCGCUGCUGAGCCAAUGAGGAAAAAUCUGCAGAACGUCCACGUUUGAGAGUGAACUGGCACCUCGUACCAUCAGAACACAUGAAGACAUCUGCUACUGAAA